This is a messenger RNA of Thrips palmi, 1458 nucleotides long. Its product is annotated as vesicle-associated membrane protein 721-like. The coding region runs from base 186 to 878 and encodes 230 amino acids. Gene Ontology annotation, cellular component: membrane; SNARE complex. Gene Ontology annotation, molecular function: SNAP receptor activity; SNARE binding. The record is from RefSeq and is a predicted model, not a curated record. Gene Ontology annotation, biological process: vesicle fusion; exocytosis. The transcript has 5 exons. NCBI's taxonomy places the organism in Eukaryota, Metazoa, Arthropoda, Insecta, Thysanoptera, Thripidae.
CGCGCACUGAUAGGCGAAAGCGCGCGGCGCGUAAUUUUUCAUACUAGUCAAACAGCUGACGGGUGACGGCUGCUCUCGAUCCCGAUUCUCGGCUACUCGUUGACAACACAGCUGUGAAGUUGAUAAAGGCCAAAACUCAUGCUCCCAGAUUAUUUAGUGGCCUGCUCGCACUCUUUUGGAAGACCAUGGCUCCAGCACGUUUGAGAAUUGUUUACUGUUCCAUACUAAAUCGUGACAUUACUCUUGUUUCUUAUCGACACGAUGUGAACGAAUUGGCAGAGCUAGGAAUAGUAGAAAUCCUCGAAGAAGUAAAAGCGUCUAUUAGAAGUUUACCGGAAUCAUCUUAUGAACAGAAGUUUACUUAUCCUUUCGAAAAAGUGCAGGUGUUUGUUCUCAUAGACCAAGGCAUCACAUAUCUGUGCAUAACAGAAUGCACUGACUCGAACUAUCUUCCUUUCUCCUGUCUGAAUCGUGUCAGAGAGCAAUUCUCAGAACAACCAAGUCUUGUUAGUAGAUCGUAUCGUGCCAAUGAAGAUGAGUUCGAUAGAGAUUUCUGUCCAGUUCUUGUACAGAUUGUGGAUGACUUCAAUUCUGGCCGUGCUGAUAAGUUGUCUCAAGUACAAGAACAAAUUGAAGAUGUUAAAAAAAUCAUGCUUCAUAAUGUAGAGAGAGUUAUUGAUAGAGGAGAACGCUUAGAUGACCUUCUUUCUAAAGCAGAAGAGUUGGAAUCACAGGGGCAAGAUUUCCGUCGGAACACUCACCAGGUAUAUGUUCAAGCUCGUUGCCGUAACCUUAAGUUGUGGUUGUUAAUAGGCUUUAUGUUUGCUGUCUUUCUCACCGUAGUAAUUUUAUUUGCAACUGGUGUCAUAAAAUCAUGAAUGCCUGUGAUUAUUUGGAGGAGCUCUAUGUUAAAAACGGGUUUUAAUUGAAAAAUGUGAAACGUGUUUCUAGCUUUGCGCUUGUAAGGCUUCAAUUUUUUGAAAGAUCAACCUAUGUGGAACAAUUUAAAAAAUACAUUUGUAGGAACAAAGUAUUGCCACAUUUUCAGUUAUCAAUAUUUUUAAAGUAAAGAACCACUAUUUGUGACUCUUUUUAGGAAAAGAUUAAUGUGAUAAAGUGGCUGGCUGCAUUACAGAAGCUUUGUCUGUGAACUGCUAUUUGUUAUGUGUCAUCUGAACUAUUUUAUGUCCCACCAGUGCCAAUCGUUUUCUUGGCCAUGUGAUAACUUUUAAUCAUGUGAUAGUGAAAAGAACAGUUUUCGUAUAACAUUUAUUACCCUAAUUGUUGAUGUUCAUAAUUUUCUGACCAAUGUAAAAUUCUUUAAAGAACCAAGUAUUGCAGGAUCAAUUUUGGACCAAUGAAAAAGGCCUUUUGAGUCAUUGUAUAAUGCAAUGAAUUUGUUAUUGUGUUCAGUAUUUUUAUAAUAAUUUUAAUAAAUUUAUUUCAUCUAAAAAGAGA